AUGUCUAAAGAGUCACGAACUUUGCAAGCUAUAAAGUUUGAUCGACAGAAUGUAACCCUCGACAUUCUUGAUCAGCUUGUGCUCCCAUAUUCCACAACUUACAUUUCCAUCAAAAGCAUAGAUGAUGCAUAUAAUGCAAUCAAGUCCAUGCAGGUUCGUGGUGCACCAGCAAUUGCCAUAGUUGGUGCCUUUGCAAUUGUUGUUGAUAUAUAUAAUAAUUUAAAGUCCAAAGAUGGCAAUUCCUCAAUAGGUGAUUUGCAAACGUCAUUACAACAUUUGCUCAGAUCCAGACCAACUGCUGUCAACUUGGCAAAUGCAAUUAAUGACAUUGAACAAAUCCUUUGUAGUUAUGAAACCUCAGAAGUAUUAAAUGAAUCCAUUUACAAACAAAUUUUCGAUUAUGCAACAAGAUUAUACGACGAUGAUCUUGCAAACAAUCACAAGAUUGGUGAAAAUGGAUUGAAAUAUAUUGUUGAAUCUCUCAAGCAAGAAAAUUUCAAGGGUCCCUUUUCAAUCAUAACUAUUUGCAAUACGGGAUCACUUGCAACAUCGGGUCACGGGACAGCAUUGGGAAUUAUUAGAUCCACUUAUGCCAAACUUCACAAGGAAGUUUCAGGAGAGGACUUCUUCUUGGACCAUGUUUACCCUUGUGAGACACGACCAUACAAUCAAGGCGCCAAGCUUACUACUUACGAGUUGGACUAUGAAAAAAUACCGUUUACCUUGAUCUGUGACAAUAUGGUCUCCUCGCUUAUUCAAACACUUAAAAAUGAAAAGAAAGAUGUGCAUGGUAAAACCUCACCAGUUAAGUUUAUAAUUGUUGGGGCAGAUAGAAUCGUAAGGAAUGGUGACGCAGCAAAUAAGAUUGGAACUUUCCAGUUGGCUACUAUAGCUCAAUAUUUCAACUCAGCUCAAGACACAAAGAUUAAAUUCAUUGUGGCUGCUCCAAGGACAACUAUUGACUUGAAUACAGAAACCGGAGAUGAGAUUAAGAUUGAAGAAAGACCACACAAGGAAUUGACGACACUUGUUGGCCCAGUAUUGAACGGCCUGGAAGUCGGCGACAAAAUUACUGUGGGAAUUGCGACACCGGGAAUUACCGUUUGGAAUCCAGCAUUCGAUGUGACGCCACAUGGUCUUAUUGACAGUAUCAUAACCGAAGACCCAAUAGCUUACGUCAAAGACAAAAAUGGAAACUACAAUUUGACUUGA
Messenger RNA from Lodderomyces elongisporus, 1212 nucleotides. RefSeq names its product S-methyl-5-thioribose-1-phosphate isomerase (gene MRI1). Lineage: Eukaryota; Fungi; Ascomycota; Pichiomycetes; Serinales; Debaryomycetaceae. Gene Ontology annotation, molecular function: S-methyl-5-thioribose-1-phosphate isomerase activity. The record is from RefSeq and is a predicted model, not a curated record. Bases 1 to 1212 code for a protein of 403 amino acids. The transcript has a single exon.